Pleuronectes platessa (European plaice) is the source of this 918-nucleotide messenger RNA. Its product is annotated as nucleoside diphosphate kinase A2. Lineage: Eukaryota; Metazoa; Chordata; Actinopteri; Pleuronectiformes; Pleuronectidae. The coding region runs from base 144 to 602 and encodes 152 amino acids. The transcript is spliced from 5 exons. The record is from RefSeq and is a predicted model, not a curated record. Gene Ontology annotation, molecular function: nucleoside diphosphate kinase activity. Gene Ontology annotation, biological process: CTP biosynthetic process; GTP biosynthetic process; UTP biosynthetic process.
UUCCGCGCUCUGAACUUGUGGCACCUCCGACUUGCCGUAGAUCAGCCUCGCAUAUAAAGGCGGCUCCUCGCAGCCUCCGUGCUCCUCUCUCACGUUUACCAGGCUUUCAGCUGCUGUCACCGGAUCUCUCUACUGUCAGAAUCAUGGCCGAGCUUAAGGAGCGUACCUUUAUUGCCAUCAAGCCCGAUGGUGUGCAGAGGGGCAUCGUUGGAGAAAUCAUCAAGAGGUUUGAGGCUAAGGGCUUCAAACUUGUGGCCAUGAAGAUGGUUCAUGCCUCUAAGGAGCUCCUGAACCAGCACUACAUCGACCUGAAGGACAGACCUUUCUUCCCUACCCUCAUCAACUACAUGAGCUCUGGACCAGUGGUUGCCAUGGCUUGGGAAGGCAAAGGUGCCGUGAAGACAGGCAGAGUGAUGCUCGGUGAGACCAACCCUGCUGAUUCCAAGCCUGGAACCAUCAGAGGAGACUUCUGCAUCGAUGUCAGCAAGAACAUUAUCCAUGGCAGCGACUCGACAGACAGCGCCAACAAGGAGAUCGCCCUGUGGUUCACAGAUGAGGAGGUGGUCAAGUACGAAAGCUGUGCCUUCAGCUGGCUCUACUAAGCUGUACUCGCUUCUGCAGCAGUUCCCUCACUGGUCAGAGACCACUGAAACUUUUGCCCUCAGAUUUCCAGUUUUUCAUCUGUAGCAAAUGGAAGAACUUUCAAGUUCCUCAUGGUCCCCACAUUGCCCUCAUUCACUCAUCCCAUUGUCAUACUGUACUGGGAUCUGGUCUCUGCGGAGGUCUAGUCUACAUUCCUGAGCUCAUUCCAUUUAGUGACAUUCCACCUUCUCCUUGACAGUAGUUAACGAUUUGAAACUUGUCCUUGACUGUUGUUUAAAGGUGAUCUGCUUUUCAAUAAAACGCUCACAAUACCAA